Messenger RNA from Brachypodium distachyon (stiff brome), 746 nucleotides. RefSeq lists its product as uncharacterized. The coding region runs from base 105 to 554 and encodes 149 amino acids. The record is from RefSeq and is a predicted model, not a curated record. Gene Ontology annotation, molecular function: actin binding. The transcript has 5 exons. Lineage: Eukaryota; Viridiplantae; Streptophyta; Magnoliopsida; Poales; Poaceae.
AACUCGAGGCUUUUCACUUCCGCCAGCUUCUUCUUCCUCAAAAGAAAAAAUUCCGGCAGUCCCGCCUGCGCCGCCUCCCCGUCGCGGCGGACACCGCUCCUCCCAUGGCUGCGGACUGGACGUGGGCGCGUCGGGCGUGGGAGAAGUGGACCGGGAAGCACGUCGGCUCUUCCGGGAUGCCGGUCAAGGCAGCGUUGCUUCUCAACUACGAUCCGACGGGACCGUCUCGCCUCCUCCCCAUCGUAGCAGAGCAAGAGGGAACAAAAUUUACAGCUGUUGAUCUGCAACCAUUCAUUGACUUUUUUAGGAGGAAUAAUCUGCAGAUGGAAUUUUUCUCUAUUGGGCCAAACCUAUAUUUAGUCACCUCAAUCCACAAUCACUGGUUUUGUGCUCGUUGUGUUAACUCGGAAAAGCCAGAAGGUGAAGGAGUUAUAAUUAUGCAGAUUGGGGCUUAUUUGUUAGUCUCCAUGUAUGAUGGUUCUCUUUGUUCGGCUUCACAAGCAAUGGUGGCUGUUGAUCAGUUUGCAUGGCACUUUAACCGGAGAACACAUUAACUGUCGACUUGUAUUAAUUUGAGGUUUAUUAUGAACCUGCUACUUCUGUUUGGAAUCCUUAGAAUGAAGUGUAUGACCUGAUAUGCUUCCAAAUAUUACUGUUGUCUUGGGAUCAGUAGGUAUGUAGUGUAAUAACAUUAAGCUUCAGCUGUUUCUGAAAUAGAAGUUUUUGAGAUUGAUUGGUUUUCUCUA